This is a messenger RNA of Orbicella faveolata, 7427 nucleotides long. Its product is annotated as deoxyguanosine kinase-like. The record is from RefSeq and is a predicted model, not a curated record. Gene Ontology annotation, cellular component: respiratory chain complex I; cytoplasm. Lineage: Eukaryota; Metazoa; Cnidaria; Anthozoa; Scleractinia; Merulinidae. Gene Ontology annotation, biological process: mitochondrial electron transport, NADH to ubiquinone.
CCAGUUUUCACGCCAAGGAUGACGUGGCUUGCCGUACGAUCACUUUUCACUAGUGAAAAACAUCGUUCGUCCAAUCAGACGCCACGAACGAUGUUUUUUCACUAGUGAAAUUUCAUCAUUCGCGUCGCUGAUUGGCUGUGACUAAAAACAGAACGAUUUUUUCAUCACUGUCAUCUCUGUGGAUAAAUCUCAGUACUUAUAAAAUAAAUAACGCUCCCAAACUUGAGUUAAGAACUAAAGUGAAAUGCAUGUAAGGAUUUAGAAUUUAACAAAGAUAACGUUAAAUGAAAACAACUUCUCGUGAACUUAAUGCAUAUUACUUGUCUGUUGGUGGUAAGCAGUAAAAUGUAAGUCACACUUGACAAGGUGCCCUUGUUGCUAUGUUGUCACUGUAAAUCAGUCGAUGACUAAAGUUGAUUCACUGAGUUGAGUUGGAGUUUAUUUUCACAGUGUAACAGCAUGUUUUGUUUUGCACACCGAAUAAGAGUUAUGAUAUAGAGAUUUAUAAUUAAUAGAUGGAAAUUGCACGAUUUUUACCGCCUCAAUAGUCAGAGCGAAAAUAAAGUCACAUUUGACAAAGCGUCUUCCCUGUUAUAUUGUUGUCAAGAGGGUUCGUCAAGUGGAAUGGAGUUGAUUUUACCGUGAAAAACCCUAUAUAGCACGUGAAAUUGAAGGUUAUACAGGUUAGAUUAAUAAUUCAUUGAUUUAACUGACGUGAUUUUGACCCUAAGUAAAAGUAAUGGUCGCACUCGACAAAGCGUCUUUGUUGUUAUGUAGGGCUCGUAUCGUUGUUGUCAAUCGUCAUCGAUUCUGAAAUGCAGUUCAUUUUACUAUAAUACGCCAUGUAUCAUACAUGAAAUUAAAGCUUGUGAAGGCCAGAUUUAUAACAUAUUGAUUUAACGGACACAAUUUCGACCCUAAGUAAAAAUAAUGGUCGCAUUCGACAAAGCGUCCAUUUGGUUGCACCAUUGUGAACAAUGAAAAUCGCCGAACAAAACCAAACGAUUACCGACCAAACAACAGCGCAUCGAAAUCCUGCAUAAUUUAGUAUGUUUAAUACAUCUGUUUAGUGAUAAAUUACAUUGAACAUAAAACAUUGUUAGUGCUGGAUUAUAUCUAACACCUGUAUGUUCAGUACGUCAGUAUAACUUCAACAGAGCGUUUGUCUAUAAUUCAGACCGUAAUUAUUAAGACUUCAGCUUAUUUGCAAAGUCACUCAAGUAGAUCAAUGUUCUUGUUUAUUACAAAGUCCUUGCUUGCUUUUUUAAGUUUGACUUAUUGUUAUGCAAUUUCAAAACACCGCAGUGAGAAGAUCACAAGUCUUGGUUUAUUGUUACAUUUUCUUUUUAUGUUAUUGCAAUUAGAACUUACUUAAAAAGUGUGCACGGGUUCUUUGUUUAAACAAGUGAGAAAAUCAUCAGUUUGAGCUCUUUGUUUCUUUGACAAAAAGGAAAAAAAUUAUGUAAUUUCAAAACACCGCAGUGAGCAGAUCACAAGUUGUGGUUUAUUGUUUUUCUUUCUACGCUAUUGCAGUCAGAACUUAAAGUGCACAUGGGUUCUUUGUUUAAACAAGUAAGAAAAUCACAAGUUUGAGUUCUUUGUUUCAUUUCAUUAACCACUCCAAACCAUUCAUUUUCCAUUCCAUGCAAUUUUGAUUUCUCCAGUGUGUAUAUAAGGUGCUGUCAUCUUGAAGUAUCCAUAAUCGCUUUCAUUGGUCGAGGAAUUACACUAGAUCAGAUAAUGUUCGUAAUGGCAGACUUUUGUAUAGAAUGUUCACAGCCUCUAUAUUUACGCACGCGAAAGAAAAAGCGAGCGAAGCACAUGUUUUGCGCUGGGUCCAGUUCUCGCGUGAUUCUAUCCACGAGUAUGAUAAAAUAAAAAUACGAGAAAAUAGAGGGCUGUGAACAGUCUAACUUUCGUAUCACUUGCGAAGCACUUGCAAGACCCCGUCAGGAGGCGUUCAGUAUGAUGGCUAUAACAGGUGAAUAAAAUACUUUAAGAGUAAAUUUUGUGUUUUGUUACUUGCAUAUGUGUAGCGCUACAGGGCCCUGAAGCAGUUGUCCAUUUCGUUAAGGGUUGAUGCCAUUUUUGCAACACUUAGAAAUUUCUACAAAUGGCAUCGACCGUAAACAGAAAUCAGCUGCGGUGAUUUUUUUGGGUGUCUUUAAAACACGAAGUGGUGAAAUGAGGAAAUGGCACUUAAAAAUGUGAGAUACGGUUAACCCAUACAAUUAUUGAGAGCUAACCACCUUCAAGUCAGUGAUCUUUAGGCUAACUGAAGCGCUAUUUAGGCUAAGCAAAGCACUGUUUAAGCUAACUGGAGUGCCAUUUCGGCAUUUACGUCAUCAUCAUACCUCAUUCUUUCAUAUUGACCUGCGCGAAGACGUAGGACCAAGUUUUGUGUCAAAAAUGGCACCCAAAACAAUGGAACAGAUCGAGCGAUGCAAUAAGUCAGCAUAAAACUGAAGGAAACAACUACAAACAAGCAACGUGCAUGGAACAACAACGUGAAACGACCGAAUAGAGUAAACUAGAGAAAAUGAAGAUAUAAAAAAUCGAUUUUUUAUGUAAGCUAAUUUAUUAUUUUUGAUCGUUCGUAAGCUUAUCGUUUUUCGUUUGGAUCUCGGGUGUUUUGUAACUAUCUUUCUAUCGAAGGCGUUAUAUCUUAAUGGUAGGGGGCAUUGUGUCUUAUAGGGGUCGUUAUGUCUUGUAGUUGGGGGGCGUCAUGUCGGGGGCGUUAUAUCUUGGGGGCGUCAUGACCGGUUACCCGAUUCAAUAUUUCUAUAGCUUCUCUACGAAUCAGCUGUUUUGUCGCUGAAACUCGCCCGUACGAAGUGAACUCCCGAAGACUCGCGAAAACGUAGCUUACCACUAAAUUAUCUUAGAAAUUAUGAGCGUGCUGCUAACAUACACGAUGGCAAAAACAGUAACUGAAGUUGGCCUGUCUAUAAAAACGUAAACAUGACAAACAUGGACGUCCGAAGUACAACGGGAUCAAACUAGAGAUUUAUCUACAGGUUAAUAAACUGUAACAGGCAAUUAAAACCAUCAUAAUGCAUUGAACUCUACAACUUAAAACUGUAAUUCAGUUUUUUUAACUCUUACCAUGGCAAAUAUUUCCUGUUUCAGCCAGGCUAUGUUCAGCUGGUAGUUCAGCUGUGUUGUUCUCUGCACAGUUCCGCUCACCAGUCGCGUGGGCUAGUCCUGCAUGUCCCAAAAGGGCAGCAUGUUUCGCGCGCGGCUCCACGCAACAACGAAAAGGCUCUUGGGAAGAAGCGUUUUGGCGGGAAUGAUUUUCAAACAAGAAGAGCGCCAGUAGAAAGGUGAGUUUGGAAAUUGUUAUCUUUUAACCAGUCUCUUGCGGUAGGCCGCGCAAAAGGUCUUUCUUCCAUUCGAUUUUAACAGAUUAGAGUAUUUAAAAUGAAGUCGAUAAGACUUUCUUUUAAUCUGGAAGCAUCUCAAGGACGCUUUUCAUCGUGAAGUCAGCAAAGCGAUGUUUAGUGUGUGGAAGAUUCCAUCGUGGAGACAUUUGCAGAGCUGCGAUGUGUCGAAUCUCUACGUUGGUACAAUGCCGUUCUUUCCGUUUUCCCAGCAGAUAUCAGUGCUUCAAAUUUUCCCUGUCAAGCUCAGUUCUAAAAGCUACAAUGAUUGGGUCGAAGUCAAUCGGACCAAAUACAUCGACGUCUCCACAACUUGUUAUUGUGGAAGGAAACAUUGGGGUUGGUAAAUCAACUCUAGCGUGCCAGCUGGCAAGACAGUUAAACUAUCGUGUGUUCCUGGAACCCACAACAAAGAAUCCUUACCUAGCUAAGUUUUACCGUGACCCAAAGAAGUACGCCUUGAAAUUACAACUUUGGAUCUUCAAUCAGCGAUUCAGAACUUACAUCAAUGCCACCAAACAUAUUCUUCAAACUGGUCAAGGAGUACUAUUGGAUAGAUCAGUUUUCAGUGAUGCAGUAUUUGCUGAAGUGAAUUAUCAGCAAGGGACCAUCUCUCCAGAAGGUUAUGAGUACUACAAAGACUUGAAGAAGCAAGCUUUAAAGGCAGUCCUGGUUCCUCACACCACCUUAUAUCUCGAUGUUCCACCUGAGACAUGCAAUGAACGUAUACGUGGGCGAGGAAGGGACUAUGAGAGUGGGAUUCCAUUAGAAUACCUUAAAGGACUUGAUGCAUCUUAUAAAACAUUUUUAAAUGAAAUGAGAAACCUUGGCUCUAGGGUUAUUGAGUACAACUGGACAGACUUUGGUUAUAAGUUUGAGGUGGCAGAGGACAUCAAAAGAGGUCACAUCUCCAGAUGGAGUCAGGAGGACCUAGGUCUCUUUAACAAACUAGUAUUAGAUGAGUCACGGGUAAAGGAAGUGUUGACAUUAGAUCGCUCUGUUCCAGAAGCAGUUAUCAGUGAGGAUGAAGAGGAAGAACCUUCUGUGACAGCAGAAGCUCAGCUCCAGAUUAAACCAAAACAAUGUACCAUAAACAAGAAAUUAAAAAAUUUAACCCAACAUUCAGUGCCUCCUGUGGAGGAAAAUUAACUGCAGUAGUUGUUUUCACAUUACCAUCCUAGAGAUACUUAUUACAAAAGAACUGUGCAAAACAAGGGAAUGUUAGAAUAGUUUGUACCUUCAAAUGGUACCUGACCUCAAAACGAAAAUUUUAAAUCACCAGUUUUUAGUGAGAAAAAGUUCUUAACAUUGUUUCUAUGGGUAUCAUUCCAUCUAUAUCUGUCUGUAAACCCUCACACUUGUUUGCUUGACACAUGUAUUCAAUAGGUAUAACAGGGAAGAACAUGGUAUAACCAUUGACUAUUUUGGGUUUUCUUUUUCUUAUUACUGCCAUUAGAUUUUAUGACAUGGUAUGUUUGCCCAAAAAAAUGUAUCCAAAAAGGCACAGCAUUGAACAUUCAAAAUGUACGGCUUAUAUUUGUGUCAAAUUUUCUUCUUUUAUUUGAAAGUGCAAAUCUGUUCUUACUAACAGUAGAGUUUUUCUUUAGUAUUUAAGAUAUUGUUUCUUUCUGAUUACAACUACCUUGUUCUAUAAAUUGUCAUUGAUGAAAAAAUGUUAAUUAUUUAUUAAAAUAAAUACUUCUACUCAAAACUGCUGACGAUCACCAGAAUUCAUUAUAUUAUUUCACACAAAACUGCUGGCUACGAUCAAAAUGUUUUUGGCAUGCCCCUGCAUUACUGAUAAAGCUUUUUUAAAAGAUAAUGUGUUACUUGAUGACAUUGGAAUAUCUUUCAAGUUAUUUUAUACUUAAAAAUAAUUAGGAUACCGGUAUUACUAGCAACAAUGCUAUAUAUUAAUGUAUUUAACUGCUUUUGAAUUUCACAAUGAAUUCCAGAUUUUACAAUAAUUUUAUUGGGAUGUUAUGAUGCCACUCAUCAAAAUAUUGCUAUUUACUAGCAUGCAAGGAGCUUCUUUCCAUCAACAAGAGAAAGUGGCCACAUAGAGUAGCCACUUGCACAUAUACAUUGAUAACAUACAUUUACACUGAUAAUUGAAUAAAGAUGGUGGAUUUCCACUUACACUGUUUUACAUCAAAUAUUCCUAUUGCAUCUUUUGUAUUGUUUGUGAAAAUAAAGUCUUUUGUACAUAAACCUCAAUCUUGUUUAGUUCAUACAUUUUAGCACCAUUUUCCAGCUCCUGUUACUACUUUUGGUGCUCUGUGAGUAAAAUUGUCAAAAUUUGUCAAGUAAUAAGACUCUUUUACCAAAAAUAUGGUUAUACCCCUUCCCAUUUAGUUAACAUCUUUACAGAUAAAAUGGCCACCUCGUCAAGAUGUCUUUCUCAUGCUGAAAACUAUCUCCCUGUUUUUUAGAUACAGAUCUUACAUAGCACAUUACCAGAUUCAGUGUACUUUAUACAACCCAUCUUUCACUGCCACCACCACAAUAAUUGUUUAGUUCUUUUGCCAGUGAUGUUUGUUUCAAAGGCAGUAAAAUGAGGGAUGAAAGGAAACUUCUGGAAGACAAACCCAGAGUCAAACUACACUCUAAUCAAAACACUACAGCCACUUUACAACUUCCUGAUUUAGUAAACGGAAUUUGAAGAUAAGAAUUGUGGCACAAGCCACACAAAGUAACAACUUGCAAUACCCCCAAAAAAGGGGGAGAAUGGAUGGCAGUGUGGUGAGAUCACUUGCCUCCCACCAACGUGGCCUGAGUUUAAAUCCAGGACCUGGCAUGUUUAUUGUUGGUUCUCACCUUCCUCCAAGGUUUUUUCUCCAGUUUUCCUCCCUCCACAAAUUCAAAUUUGGUCAGGAAACAGCAGAUGAAAGGUCACUGCAAACUCAUUGAAAAUGAACGAUUUAUUCCAUAAACGCAACAAAAUUUAUAACAAUAUUCAUCUGCUCUUCGACCCGAACGUCCAGCUCACGUUUUUUUUUUUACAACAUGUCAUCACUCGGACCUAGUCUCCACUCGGUAAAUAGGCAACGCGCCUUACACAAAAUGAACACAAAAUUUCAGUUCGGAACACUCAUAGUUAUGGGUUUAUUUAUAUAAUUAUUUAUCUUAAAAGGUUAUCAGGGAUUCACUUGACCAUAGAAUUAAAGGAUGAUGUAUAUGUUAGUUAAAGUGCAUAAGAUGUUUAGUGAUGAACAGGGUGAAGAGAAUGGGUAACCCAGUAGUUUCAUCAUUGCAUAAGAAAUAGUCUGUGUGAUAACAGCCAGGGUCUCUGUGUAAUAAAGAGUAACUUACAGUAAGAGGGAUCUUUCUAAAGGUUCACCUAUCUUGUUUGAUUUACGUGUUAAAAUAUACAGUCGAACCCCACUAUUUCGAACUCUGGGGAAACAAAAAAUAGUUUGAAAUAGCCAAUAGUGAAUGACUGAAGAGCAGUUCCAAGGGAAAUUGUUUUGAGCUCAAAAUAACGGGGAAUUCGAAAUAAUCGAGUUCAAAUAAGUCCAGUCUAACUGCACUUCACAAUGGUCUCAUAGUCUGAACUGAUUUUCUGAGACAAACAAUGCAGAUGUACAUUUUGUAAAAGAAGCUCAAGUAAGUUCUGUUACAGCAUCUUGUUUUUGUGUUAAAUGCAUUAAAUGGAACCAGUUAUUCCUGGAAAGCAACAUUCUUUCUAAACAACCCCACCAAACAGACAAAAUUUUAUGGCAUAUCAAUACCCAUCCCACCCCUGAAAAUGACCAAGCAAUCAAAUUUUAGUCUUACUAAAAUUUCUUUGAUUUUCUCAGAUUAAUAAAUUUCAUUGCAAAUGACAUAUUCUUUUUGAACUCAAUAAAACACUUAUUUCAUAUUGUACAUAACACUAACAAUGGAUCAGUUACAACUUUAAAUCAUUCAGACUCAUAACCAGAUCAUCCUUGUACUGCUCGUACAUUUAAUACUUUUAAUGCUGUCUUACGCCAGGUUCAUACGUCGCAUUUCUGCCGCAUCAAAUUCAAUUCAACGAAUUAAAUUCGACAGAAAUUCAACAUCUGA